Messenger RNA from Emiliania huxleyi CCMP1516, 1377 nucleotides. RefSeq lists its product as hypothetical. The transcript has 2 exons. NCBI's taxonomy places the organism in Eukaryota, Haptophyta, Isochrysidales, Noelaerhabdaceae. The record is from RefSeq and is a predicted model, not a curated record. Bases 1 to 1377 code for a protein of 458 amino acids.
AUGUCGAAAUUUUUUCGAUCUGCCCGCGAAAUCGCAUUCAUGACUGCCGCUGGCGCGACGCGCUGCUCCGCUCGAGCUGCGGCGCGCUUGCCCACGCUCUCGCUCAGCGGCGGCCGCCUCGCCUCGUGCCUCUUCCUCUCCUCGCUCUGGCCCGAGCCCGACUCCUCCGCCGCGGGCGUGCGCACGGAGGCGCUGCUGCACGCCUUCCAGCGGUGGGGCUACGACUGCUCCUUCGCGGCGUCGUCGGCGCCCAAGAGCGCAUACGUGGAGCGCCUCCAGUCGCGCGGCGUCCAGGCGUACGAAUGCCCGCCCAACCGCGAGGCGGAGCUCGCGCGAGUGCUUGAGCGCACGGCGCCGGACGUGGUCGGAAAUUUCGACCGCUUCUUCACCGAGGAGGCCUUCUCUUUCCGGGUGCGCGAGCUCGCCCCCGCCGCGCUGCGCGUGCUCGACAUGCAGGACAUGCACGCGCUCCGCCGAGGCAGGCAGCUCGUCGUCGAGCAGACGCUCGAGCAAGGCGCCUCGUCGGACGCUGCGAUCUCGGCCGCGCUCGCACACACGCCUUCGGCAGGCAGCAGCGACCUGCUGCGCGAGCUGGCGGCGGUUCAUCGCUCCGACCUCACCCUGGUCUGUUCGCCGGUGGAGCAGCAGCUGCUCGCCGCCUCCUACGGCAUCCCCUCGCACAAGCUCGCCCUCGCCUCCUUCUUCUGCGCCGAGGCGGCGCCCGACGCGCAGCCAGGCGAUCGGGGCUUCGGAUACGGCCGCGCGAACGGCUUUGGUGCGCGCGCAGACUUCGUCACCGUCGGAGGGUUCAAGCACCCCCCCAACGUCGACGCUGUUCGCUGGCUUGCGAGCGACAUCUGGCCGCGCAUCCGCGCCAGGAUGCCGCAGGCGCAGCUGCGCAUCUACGGCGCGUACCCAACGGCAGCGGUGCAGCGCCUGCACUCGCCCGACACGGGCCUGCACGUCUGCGGCUACGCGCCCAGCCUCGACGUGCUGGCGGCGUCGCGCGUGCUGCUCGCGCCGCUGCGGUACGGCGCAGGGAUCAAGGGCAAGGCUGGUCGGCGCUCCGACGCGGCGUGGGGCGGACUCGUGGCCGAGAGCGGCGAGGCGUUCGCAGAGGCCGCGGUGCAGCUCGCGAGCAACGCAGCCGUGUGGGAGCGCGCGCAAGCGGGUGGCCGGCGGCUGCUGGCGCAGCUCUACGCGCGCGAGGCCAACUUGGGCGUCGUUCGCGCGGCGAUCGAGUCUGCGCGGGUGGGGCUGGCCGAGCGGCGGGCGGGCGACGUGUACGGCGCGCUGCUCUGGCAGCAGAGCGCGCGCUCGACUGAGUUCUUCUCGCGAUGGAUCGAGCUGAAGGAGCGGCAGAAGAAUGACACGUAG